AUGCCUUCUUCGCAAGCUUCACGAUCAGUCAUAGCUGCUCGCAGGCUACAUGCCACUGCUCAACAGCUAAUGCCUGCGGCGACGACGUCUGCUGCCUCGACUGCCACUGAGUAUCCCACAACCCACGAGCGGAUCUCGUCGCCGGUGGACACUUGCAACUUCAUCGAUAAUAAAUUCGUCUCGUCCAGCGCCACGCAAUGGAUUGACCUGCAUGACCCAGCGACGAACAAUCUCGUCACUCGUGUGCCCCAGAGCACCAACGAGGAGAUGAAAGCUGCGGUCGAAAGUGCCCAGAAGGCCUUCCCAGCAUGGAAAGCCACAAGCAUCAUGGCAAGACAGCAGAUCAUGUUCAAAUAUGUCAACCUGAUCCGUGCCAAUUGGGAUCGUCUUGCUGCCAGCAUUACGCUGGAGCAGGGAAAGACCUUUGCUGAUGCUAAGGGCGAUGUUCUCCGUGGUUUGCAAGUGGCGGAGACUGCCUGCGGUAUCACAACCCAGAUGACCGGCGAACUGCUCGAGGUUGCAAAGGAUAUGGAAACAAGAACCUAUCGUGAGCCAUUGGGCGUUGUGGCUGCUAUCUGCCCUUUCAACUUCCCAGCUAUGAUUCCUCUCUGGUGUAUCCCUAUCGCGACAAUGACCGGAAAUACGCUCAUCCUGAAACCAUCUGAGCGGGAUCCUGGAGCUGCCAUGAUCCUUGUUGAACUCGCCAAGGAAGCUGGUUUCCCAGACGGUGUUAUCAACGUCAUUCACGGCGCCGCCAAAACCGUUGAUUUCAUCCUCGAUGAACCUGCUAUCAAGGCCAUUAGCUUCGUCGGUAGCAAUCGUGCUGGAGAAUAUAUUUUCACUCGUGGAUCGGCUAAUGGAAAGCGUGUCCAGGCUAACCUGGGCGCUAAGAACCAUGCUGCUGUCCUUCCUGAUUGCAACAAGAACCAUGCUCUCAAUGCCAUUGUUGGUGCGGCAUUCGGUGCUGCUGGUCAACGAUGCAUGGCGUUGUCUACCCUUGUUAUGGUUGGCGAAUCUAAGGAAUGGCUCCCCGAGAUCGCGGAGCGCGCAAAGGCUCUUAAUGUUAAUGGUGGCUUCGAAGAGGGCGCGGAUUUGGGCCCCGUUAUCACUCCAGAUAGCAAGAAGCGCAUCGAGGAACUUAUUGCCAGUGCCGAAAAGGAGGGUGCCACCAUCCUUCUUGAUGGCCGUGGCUACACGCCUUCCAAGUAUCCUAAUGGUAACUGGGUUGGUCCAACCAUCAUCACUGGCGUCAAGCCACACAUGAAAUGCUACCGUGAGGAGAUCUUUGGCCCCGUUCUUGUCUGCCUUGAGGUCGAAACCGUCGACGAAGCCAUCUCUCUCAUCAACGCUAACGAGUACGGAAACGGCGCCGCUGUUUUCACCCGCUCUGGGCCAACUGCCUCUCGCUUCCAACACGAACUGGAGGCCGGCCAGCUUGGAAUCAAUGUACCAAUCCCAGUCCCCCUCCCAAUGUUCUCAUUCACCGGUAACAAGAAGAGUAUCGCCGGCGGCGGUGCAAGCACGUUCUACGGUAAACCCGGAUUGAACUUCUAUACUCAGUUGAAGACCGUCACAAGCUUGUGGAGGAGUGAAGACGCUAUCAACACAAAAGCCAGCGUAGUAAUGCCCACACAUCAAUAG
Messenger RNA from Ophidiomyces ophidiicola, 1641 nucleotides. RefSeq names its product aldehyde dehydrogenase (NADP(+)) ald6 (gene ALD6). The record is from RefSeq and is a predicted model, not a curated record. The transcript has 4 exons. Lineage: Eukaryota; Fungi; Ascomycota; Eurotiomycetes; Onygenales; Onygenaceae. Bases 1 to 1641 code for a protein of 546 amino acids. Gene Ontology annotation, molecular function: methylmalonate-semialdehyde dehydrogenase (acylating, NAD+) activity; malonate-semialdehyde dehydrogenase (acetylating, [NAD(P)+]) activity. Gene Ontology annotation, biological process: L-valine catabolic process; thymine catabolic process. Gene Ontology annotation, cellular component: mitochondrion.